AUGGAUUCAGAUGCAUCAUCCCGUGUCGUGUCGGCUCCACCGGGUAAGAAGCGAAUUCCGAGAGCCUGUAGCGCUUGCAGAACAUCAAAGGUCAAAUGUGAUGGGAAGAGGCCUUGCACCAGGUGCAACAAGCUAAAGGACCCUGCUACGGAGAGACUCGAAAAUGUCGAAGCUGAGGUUCGGCAUCUCAGAGAGCAAGUGGAUGCUCUACGUGAUCUUCUGCAGACAUGUUCAAAUUCGGACGCUCAAGUUCCCGUCGCUGAGGGUCAGGUGCCUCGUAGAGAGCAUCUGCCUCCUAAUGGACUAGGCCCAGAUUGCCAUAUGUCCCCUGCUUCUCAGAUGAUGCUUCGGUCCACCAUUGUGCCUCAACUACCUGGGGCUAAUUAUGUAGAUGCCCCAGCUGGCGACCAGCCAGGGGUACACGGGCUGGCUGCGAGCCCUGGAGAAGUUUCUACCCAUUCUCGCAUGCAAACUAUCAUCACAGAAGCAGGUAGUGUGACAAAGAGGAAACGGUCUGGCUUCGAGAUACGCGACGAGCCAGUUGCAGAUUUUAUCUCAAAGGGCCUGAUGACGCCAGACCAUGCCAUUUCUUGUUUCAACACAUUUUUCCAAGGUUGCGACAGGUAUAUCCCGGUAUUCGAUCCCGAGUACGACACCUUCGAUUCGGUGCGCUCGCGAAGCAGCAUCCUACUCAACGCUAUCUGCACGAUAGGAAGCCGCAUCGAACCCAGGUUCAGUCCUCAGAUAUCCGAUAUACUGCACGCAGAGCUCAAGAAAUGGAUUAACGUCAUCAUCCAAAACAAGAGGUUAAAUUGCUUGGAGUCUGUCCAAGCAUUGCUCGUUGUUGCCUGCUAUUCUACGGAGCGCUCGUUGAUAUUAUCCUUCGCGACUCGAAUGGCGUUAGAUCUGGACCUGGACGAAGCUUUUGAGGAACUGACCCAGCUUAUGUCGAUGAAAGAAGUUGAGGACUUUUAUGGAACUUCUGGUUCUACAGAGGAAGAGCGCGGGUUGAUGCGAAAGUCCAGAACCUGGUUCGGGCUACUGGUCUUGGAGCACAUUUUUCGUGUCGAUGGCGGCAAACCGCCGGGCAUCCGAUUGCUUGGGAACUCACGUCGGUGUCGAACUUUGCUCAAACAUCCUUCAUCGACUGUUCUGGAUUUGCGUCUGUUCUCUCAAGUUGAGCUAAACGCCAUCAGAGCCAGUAUCAACGAUACCUUGAGCGGCAAAGAGACUCUCAUUCGCUCAGACAUCGCUGGUUUCGUGCAAGAGGUCAAGGUUGAACUUGAUCUCUGGUUCGAUGAUUGGUUACGCAUCAUCGAAGACUCGAUCCCCGCCGAAGCGGAAAAGCCGUUCCUCCUACUCGCACUGCGCGUACAGAAAUGCUGGGCCGAGAUGAUGCUUUACUGCAAGGCGCUGCGAUCAAUGGGCGUAGAGAACGUUGCGGCAAUGUCUCCCUCCGAGCGACAUAUCCUCGUCAUGGCCAAGGCAAGCGCCCGCAAACACCUGCGCCUGAUCAGCAGCGAGCCGGACUUCUACCUCGCGAAACUCAAAUACGCCAUGGACUUUGUCUGGGCUAAGUGUGCCUUCUGCUUCCUUCUCCUCCUCAAGCUCUCCCGUCUCCUGCCAGAACGAAAAGAAGAACACCAGGAGCUCCUCGAGCACGGGAACCGACUGCUCAGUGAACUGACCAAGAGUGCGGACUCCCACGGCAACACGAACGGCAGUAGUAAGAUCUACCUGCAGAUUCUCAAGAUCAGCGUCGAGAAAUACGGGCGGGCUGUACAGGAGAGCGGGAUGGAUGUCGACCAGGCGGCCAUGGUUCCCUUCUGGGAGCUGUUCGAUGCGCAGGCAGAUCUGCAGUCGUUUGUGCCCGAGCAGUUUGUGACCGAGUGGGAUUUUCCAGGCCUGAAUCUGUUCUAUUUUCCUACCGCGUGGCAGGAUUUCUUUGGGGAUUUUUCAUUGGCGAUCUAG
This is a messenger RNA of Aspergillus lentulus, 1971 nucleotides long. The record is from RefSeq and is a predicted model, not a curated record. Lineage: Eukaryota; Fungi; Ascomycota; Eurotiomycetes; Eurotiales; Aspergillaceae.